Closterium sp. Yama58-4 is the source of this 816-nucleotide messenger RNA. Lineage: Eukaryota; Viridiplantae; Streptophyta; Zygnematophyceae; Desmidiales; Closteriaceae. The record is from the annotation of a GenBank genome assembly.
AUGGCCGUCGCGGAGUCUGUCUGUCCGAUCUGCCUUGACGAACCUCACGACGAGGCGUUUCUCGAGCCUUGCUUCCACAGCUUCUGCUUCGCCUGCAUCGUGCGAUGGCUCGAGUCCUGCACCCGCUACCUCAUCGUUCCUCCGCACUUACGCCAGCAAGAGCAGCAGCAACCGUCCGAUGUUGCGCCCAACGAUGCUCAUGUUGCCACGUCAUCGGGGUUGGACUCCUCUGCUCGUGUCGCAGCAGAUGCUGACGUUGGAGCAGCUGGCCGAGACGCAUCUUCACAUGCUGAUGUCAGCAGUCAACAGCAGCCCAGGAGACCUGCUGUGUGUCCCGUUUGCAAGGCCCCGCCACUCUCCAUCAUCCAUCACGUCGAUCUCGAAGCUGCCGACUUCGACCAGCUGCCCAUCCCGCCCUCUGCUGCUGCACCUGGGGGGGGGGCUACCGAAGCUGCGCCUGAGGCUGCUGCGGGGAGCCAUGCUGAGGGCAGGCGUGGAAGCAGCGGUGGUAGGAUUAUCAGCGCGUUCGUGCCUUCUGGGGAGCAUUGCAAGCGCAGGCGCCUCUACACCAGCGCGCCCACAGCAGUGGCAGCAGCAGCGCCGGGUGCAGAGAGCGAGAGAGGGAGGGCAGGCGGUGUGAGCAAGAGCAAGUGGCAACAGCGGGGGCGGGGGCGGGUGGUGGAGAGUGCGCCGACAGAGAGUGUGGUGCGCGCGUGGAUGACUGUGGAGCUGCAGGCGCUCAUGAAGGUCAGUUUGUGCGCUUGCAUGCACGUGUAUGUGCAUGAGUGGAUGGCUUCCGUGUGUUGGAAUGGAUGA